AUGAGGAUGCAACCUUUGCCCUCCCCGCCAUGCAGUGGUUGGUGGCUUGAGGCUGCAAGAUUGGCCUCGACAUCCGUGCCAUAUGUCAAUACCCGCCAACGUUUAAUACGGAAGUUGGUGCUAUUCGCACAAAUAGAAGAGUCUAGUCCCAUAGACAUAUCUAGGGACGAACCGGCCUUUUUUUUUGGUAUGCACCUCAGACACGGAACGGCAGCGGGGGACCGCAUGUUGCUGCUGUUGCUGCGGUUGUUGCAGUCGCUGCCGUCUGGUAUAUUCAUGGGGGCUCUCGCUCUGGCCGAGCGCAUAUCAAGGUCAGGGCAGGUUGUGCCUGCGAGGACGAGUCCUGGUCCAGGAGAAGAAGCACACUGCUGGGCAACGACGAGGACUCUGUCGGCGGAAUCCGGCGGCAGAGCAAAGAGGCUGAUCGUGCUUGCUCCGCAAUGGAAAGCUCACUUCCAGCUGGUCUGUGGUGUCUGGCGUCCGGCGUCCGGGCAGCCCUGGCCGGUGUGGACUCGUGGCCCGGCCCAUGGGCAUACAUCCACCAGGGGCCUCUCGCGUCUCGCUCGCUCGCUCCCGUUUGAGCAGCACCAGCGUACUUGUUCAUUUAGGGCAAGCACACCACGGAAUCGCCUCAGGACGGGGUCGCGCGGGAUCCAUCCUGUUACUAAUGACAUAGCUCCUGUGGCUACCGAGGGGCCGUCUCGCUCUGGGCUUUUUGGUUCUGGCGUGUCACGGGUCUGGACGGCAAGUCCGCAAUUCUGGCACCACUCGCAGGGGUGGGUGGCGAUGGGGGCGCCGGUGGCAGACGGGGCUUCCAGUGCGUGGGAACAGACGGACGGCUUGAACGGCUACCGGAUCAGUAAUGCUGCUUUGCCGGGUGGCUGGAGAGAGGGGCCCCUUCGCCGGGCCGGGCUGGAGAAUGCUCGCCCAAGGCUCGGGGCUGGCGGGCGGGCGGCGACUCGUGUUGAAGCUUCGGGGGGCGGCUAUCGGGCGGGAAUGGGGCGGGAAUUUCUCGGCGUCCGCGUCGCCGGGGCCUGCAGCUCGAAUUGCAGUGAACCUGAUCCCCGUAGUCACCAGUACAGCGCCGCCGCCCAGCCGCAGCUCAGCACAGCGACAACGCCCGGGAGGCUCCGGAACGGCGGGCGCGCGCACACACGCAGACACAUGGCAUCCCUGGCGGCGCGUGGCACCAGCUGGCUUGCGGUGCGGCCGAGACUGUUGUUAGUGGCUGACAUCAUGCCUGUCCCCGUCCUGUCCUGCCCGUCCCGUCAGCGCGCAGCGGGUUCUAGUAGCGCACAAAGCUCGGGAUGA
This is a messenger RNA of Purpureocillium lilacinum, 1311 nucleotides long. The record is from RefSeq and is a predicted model, not a curated record. Lineage: Eukaryota; Fungi; Ascomycota; Sordariomycetes; Hypocreales; Ophiocordycipitaceae.